Molecule: messenger RNA, 1906 nt
Organism: Carassius carassius (crucian carp)
Lineage: Eukaryota; Metazoa; Chordata; Actinopteri; Cypriniformes; Cyprinidae
Product: protein Wnt-3a-like
Exons: 4
Coding region: 404-1465 (353 amino acids)
Biological process (GO): neuron differentiation; canonical Wnt signaling pathway; multicellular organism development
Cellular component (GO): extracellular region
Molecular function (GO): frizzled binding; cytokine activity
Source: RefSeq, a predicted model, not a curated record
GCUACCUAAUCCACAGGGGUCCCCCCACCCACCCUUAGACAACCUGAUAUAUAUAACACAAAAAGCCUUGCAUGUCCCAAUAACUAUUAAGACAGUGCGUGUCCCGAGCUCUGCGGUUCAGGCUGUCUGAGUGACUCUAUCAGCAGGAUUUCGCCCGUGGCAGAAGCCUGUGAUUGGGUCCGAGCGCAGAGCUGUUCUCAACUUUAACAUGCGGCUCGUGAGCGCGCGCACGAGAACACUGUAGGAUUAUCGGAGAGAAAUAUCGCUCAUCAUCACCUCGCGCUUUCUUAUUGACACGCGCGCGCGUGUGUGCGUACAUGUGAGCGUGUGUGUGUAUGUGUGUGUGUGUGUGUGUGUGUGUGUGUGUGCGUGCGUGCGUGUUUAAGCCUAACUUUUUAAAAGGAUGAUAUAUCUUGGAUAUUUCCUGCUUCUAUUUUGUGGGCUCACGCGUGUCAUGGCAAGUUACCCGAUAUGGUGGUCUCUGGCGGUGGGACACCAGUACACUUCUCUGGGUACUCAGCCCAUCCUGUGCAGCUCAAUUCCUGGUCUGGUACCCAAACAGCUCCGCUUCUGCCGCAACUAUGUGGAAAUCAUGCCUAGUGUGGCAGAGGGGGUGAAAAUCGGCAUCCAAGAGUGUCAGCAUCAGUUCCGAGGCCGCAGAUGGAAUUGCACAACUAUUAAUGACAACCUGGCCAUCUUUGGACCAGUGCUGGAUAAAGCCACUCGAGAAUCAGCAUUUGUCCAUGCAAUUGCCUCAGCGGGGGUAGCAUUCGCUGUGACGCGGGCUUGCUCUGAGGGCUCCGCCACCAUCUGUGGCUGUGACACGCGGAGGAAAGGACCGCCAGGUGAAGGCUGGAAGUGGGGUGGCUGCAGUGAGGAUGUGGAGUUUGGCAGCAUGGUAUCCCGAGAGUUCGCUGAUGCUCGUGAGAAUCGUCCAGACGCUCGCUCAGCUAUGAAUCGUCAAAACAAUGAAGCUGGACGUGUGUCAAUCACUGAACACAUGUACCUGAAAUGUAAGUGUCACGGCCUUUCAGGCAGCUGUGAGGUGAAAACCUGCUGGUGGUCGCAGCCUGACUUUCGGGUUAUAGGUGACUACAUAAAGGACAAGUAUGACAGCGCAUCAGAAAUGAUGGUGGAGAAACAUCGGGAAUCGCGAGGCUGGGUUGAGACCUUACGACCAAAGUACACCUUCUUCAAGCCCCCUACUGAAACUGACCUUGUCUACUAUGAAAGCUCACUUAACUUCUGUGAACCCAACCCAGAAACUGGCUCCUUUGGCACCCGUGAUCGUUUAUGUAAUAUGACAUCACAUGGUAUCGAUGGCUGCGACUUGCUCUGUUGCGGACGAGGCCACAACACUCAAACUGAGAAACGCAAGGAGAAAUGCCACUGCAUUUUUCACUGGUGCUGCCACGUGAGUUGCCAGGAGUGUACACGAGUUUAUGAUGUCCACAUCUGCAAGUAAGAAACCACCAAACCAAAACCAGAUUGAACCAGACAUUUGGGGUUGUGAACAUCCAAGGGCCUUUUGUCCGAAACUUGUGGACUGAGUUGUUUGUGGUUCCACUAAUAAGAUAAUCACCAAAAAGGGAUACAGUGGACAGUGAAGUAAUUCUAGAACACCUUCAAAGAAAGCUGUUAUAACGAACAAAAAGAAAAACCCAUAAAGGCUUGGUUCUCCUUUGUUGAGGACAAAUACAGGGUUGUGGCUCUGCUCUGGAAGGUACUUAUCAUUUACAGUAUGAUACAGGAGGGGAUAAGUGAUGCAUCAGAUUACUAGAGGCCCUUGGGACCUUGAUCAAUUGUGUCUUCACGAAAAGAACAGAAAGCCUUUCAAAGGGAGAGGUUUUGUUGGCACGUGGCAGCAAACCCCGAUGGAACAACUCUGUAACAGCAAAUGCAGCAC